UUCAGAAGACCUUCGAGAGAACCUUGAAUACCAGUUAAAAAACUUAAAAAAGAACCUGCAAAGAUGCCAGAAAGUGAAGCACCAAAUUCCAUCCUUGCUAACCAGCCAACUCCCCAAUGGAUUUGUCCAGAAUAUGUACAAAAAGUGUUGCGGAAUUACUUCCUUGACGAGGAUCUUCAAAUUGUUGAAAUUUUCAUUACACCAGCCACAGCAAAGGGUGAGAACUAUGCAAGUACAAUGACACGAGUUCGAGUGAAAUACACCAACCCUGGUCAACGGAAUCUACAAAGCGGAAGCUUCCUAAUAAAAAGCAACGUCGAAAACGAUGAAUACACUAGUGGGAAACUAUCAGAUUGUGAUGUGUUUUCAAGAGAAAUGGAAAUCUACUCGAAAAUCAUCCCUAAACUACGUAAAAUUCUUCAAAGUAAAGAUCUGGACGAAGAGCUCGUUCCCAGGAUAAUCGAUAUAGACUACGCGCAUGAUUCAAUCAUGUUCGAGGACUUAACGGCUAGAUCAUUUGUUCCUGCGGACAGAGUCAAAGGGUUCGAUAUGGCACACGCCAAAAUGGUCCUGCGUAAAUUGGCAAAGUGGCAUGCAGCAUCUGCCGUUCUAGGACAUGCUGAACCUGAGAUAUUUCAAUCCUAUGACCGAGGAUUGAUGACUCGUCGAACUGAUGUUCAUGUGCCUUACUAUGAAAACAGUUUACGUUUUUGUGCCAGUGCAGUUAGUAGAUUACCAGGAUACGAAAAAUACGCCUCGAAAAUGUUCAAGUUACAAAAUAAACUGGUGGAGUUAGGCAGAAGGGCUUUCGAUCGUAGGAACGAUCGUUUGAAUGUUUUUGUGCAUGGAGAUCUUUGGAUUACCAAUGUUUUGUUCAAGUAUAACGCGAAUAUGCAUCCUGUGGAUGCCACCUUAAUUGACUUCCAGUUCAGUUUUUGGGGGUCGCCGACAAUUGACCUUCAUUAUUUCUUCAACACGUCACUAUCGGACGAGCUAGUCCUUGAUGGACAGGAGGAGUUAGUGCAGUAUUACUAUGAGAUGUUGGUAGAAGAUCUUCAAGGUUUAGGAUACAAAGGAAAAAUUCCUACCCUCAAAGAGUUCUGGAUAGAAUUCAUGGAUACAGGCAUUUAUGGCUUUAUUUCUGGAUGUUUAGUGAAACCCUACAUGAUUAAUGAAGAUGCAUCCGCAGAUGCUGAUCUAGCCUCCCUAUUACAAGAAGAUGAACGUGCUGAAAAUUUCAAGAGAGUUGUUUUCAGUAAUGAACGGGUCCAUCAAAAUUUAAAGAAAUUAUUACCAAUUUUCGAUCGCAGGGGAUUCUUAGAUGUACACCAAUAAUUUGACUAGAAUAAAUAAGUUAUAUGCCCACGUUGGGCGCC
Messenger RNA from Hermetia illucens (black soldier fly), 1376 nucleotides. RefSeq lists its product as uncharacterized. The transcript has 2 exons. Lineage: Eukaryota; Metazoa; Arthropoda; Insecta; Diptera; Stratiomyidae. The record is from RefSeq and is a predicted model, not a curated record. Bases 64 to 1335 code for a protein of 423 amino acids.